CAGUCACCAAGGAAGGAACCUCCCUACCCAGGCUGGGCCUGCCAGGACGACACUCCCCUUCCGCAUACUAUAAGGGCUGCAGCUGGCCCUGGGCGCUUCCUAGAACUGCAGCAGCUGGUACUGCUACGCUACAGCCCUCACCAUGGAGCAGUUGAGCACAGCCAACACCCUCUUUGCCUUGGAGCUGUUUCGCACCCUGACGGAAAACAACUCCACGGGGAACAUCUUCAUCUCACCCUUCAGCAUUUCCUCUGCCUUGGCCAUGGUCUUUCUGGGGACCAAAGGUGACACUGCAGCCCAGCUCUCUAAGGCCUUUCAUUUUGAUGCUGUUGAGGAUGUUCAUUCAGGAUUUCAAAGCCUGAAUGCUGAAGUGAGCAAGCGUGGGGCUUCCCACACUCUGAAACUUGCUAACAGACUGUAUGGAGAGAAAACCUACGAUUUCCUUCCCGAGUUCUUGGCUUCAACUCAGAAAAUGUAUGGUGCUGACCUGGCCCCGGUGGAUUUUCAGCAUGCCUCUGACGAUGCAAGGAAGGCCAUAAACAAGUGGGUCAAAGAUCAAACUGAAGGGAAAAUUCCAGAACUGUUAGCUGCGGGUGUGGUUGACAGUAUGACCAAACUUGUGCUGGUGAAUGCCAUCUACUUCAAGGGAAUGUGGAAGGAUAAAUUCAGGAAGCAGGACACAGCCGAUGCUCCAUUCCGACUGAAUAAGAAAGACACAAAAACAGUGAAGAUGAUGUAUCAAAAGAAAAAACUUCCACUCGGGUACAUUCAGGAUCUGAACUGCAAGGUGCUGGAGCUGCCAUACCAGGGGGAAGAACUUAGCAUGGUCAUUCUGUUGCCUGAAGACAUCGAGGAUGAGUUCACUGGUCUUAAGAAGAUUGAGGAGCAAUUGACUUUGGAAAAGCUUCAUGAGUGGACCAAGCGUGAGAACUUGGAAAACAUUGAUGUCCAUGUCAAAUUGCCCAGAUUCAAGCUGGAAGAGAGCUACACACUCAACUCCAACCUCAGCAGCCUGGGAGUGCAGGAUCUCUUUAGCCGUGGCAAGGCUGAUCUGUCUGGCAUGUCAGGAUCCAAAGAUCUUUUCAUAUCAAAAAUCAUCCAUAAGUCCUUCGUGGAAGUGAAUGAGGAGGGAACAGAGGCAGCAGCCGCCACAGCAGGCAUCGCUACGUUCGCCAUGCUGUUGCCUGAGGAAGAAUUCACAGUGGAUCACCCAUUCCUCUUCUUCAUUCGGCACAAUCCCACAGCUAACGUGCUCUUCCUCGGCAGAGUUUGUUCCCCAUAGAAGAGACUUUAGAGGUACAAGGCAGAGCUUAGAGUUUUAUUCCCUGAGAUUUCAAUGAAGAUAAUUUCCAUUUGCCCUUGCCAAUUAAAUGUCUACCCAGAAACUAAU
Molecule: messenger RNA, 1390 nt
Organism: Microtus oregoni (creeping vole)
Lineage: Eukaryota; Metazoa; Chordata; Mammalia; Rodentia; Cricetidae
Gene: Serpinb1
Product: serpin family B member 1
Exons: 7
Coding region: 143-1282 (379 amino acids)
Biological process (GO): negative regulation of endopeptidase activity
Molecular function (GO): serine-type endopeptidase inhibitor activity
Source: RefSeq, a predicted model, not a curated record